This is a messenger RNA of Blumeria graminis f. sp. triticale, 378 nucleotides long. NCBI's taxonomy places the organism in Eukaryota, Fungi, Ascomycota, Leotiomycetes, Helotiales, Erysiphaceae. The record is from the annotation of a GenBank genome assembly.
AUGCCGUCUUCUUGCAAUGAUAUCCGAGCUGCACUCGCUGCAUGUCUUCAGUCAUCCGAUUGUGUCAUGAUACAACGAAACAAGCCUGCAGAUUGCCUUCGUUCGCCGUUACUUGAAACAAUGCCAACCAAAUGCCAACAGCUUAAGAAGGGGUAUGGUCAAUGUAAACGGGGUAUGGUAGAUAUGCGGAAGAGGUUCAGGGGUAACCAACCGAUAGCGAUUGGGAAGGAAAAUGGAGUAGAGACACCGAGCGAACAGCUGUAUGCGGGAAAGCCAGCGUUUUCGGGUGCUGUUAAAGUGACUGAUGGCCAGGAGCCUGCAGAAAAGGAUUGGAGAGAGAUUGAAAACGAAAAGUAUCGUGAAGAAAACCAGAUAUAG